GUCGCCCCUGUCGCCCCCGCCCUCUCCGAUGUCAUUGGGCCGCCGCUGCGGGGUCCACGCCACCUUUUCUCCAUCCCAGCCCGCCUGCCCAGCAGCGCUCCUCCCGGGGCUGGUGCGGCCCGGGCCGUUGACGUCACCGCCAAGUUUGCUGCCCUUGGCGCCCCACGUGUGGCGGAGGCGACGGCCCCGGAGGCGGCAGGGGAGCGCCUGCGAGCACAGUGGCCGCGGCCGCUGACAGGUCCCCCGCAGCCCGGCUCCGGCACGCCGCUCACAGGUGGGGCCCGGGAGCAGUUUGGAGCAGCCGGGCGCGCACGAAGAGGCUCCCGUUGGGGCAGAGGGACUCGGGGGGACCUCAUCCCAGGGCCCGAGGUUGCGCGCAGGCUGGCAGAGGGACGGAGGAAACAGGGAAGCACUGCCUCUGGCCGCUGUCUGGAGCGCACGGAGCUCAGCAGCCCCGGAGCCGCGCGUCCCCUCCCCGGGACCGAGCGAGGGAUGCACGAUCGCUGAGCGGAGAUCGGCGCCGAGAGGCCGCUGCGGCCGGGACUGAGACGCUCGCCUUCGCCACCGCCGCGAAGACCCCCAUUCCGGGGACUCUCAGGGAACUGGGGCGCCAAGCACUCCCCCAAGACUCAGGACUUGGGCGACUCUAAGACGAUGGUUUCUUAAGCACGGCACCACGUCCCCCUUCCCGCCCCCUCGACCGGAGGCAGGGAUCCCGCGCGGGGCUCCGGGGGCUCCGUCUUUUCUGGGAGCCCCGGCUGCCGCCUCCCUGGGCAGCUCGCACGGCCGCAGGCACGCACGGGCGAUGUGGCCUCCGUCCAGCGCGCAGGCCCUCCUGGAGGAUGUCAGGGCACCUGGCAGAGCCUAGCAUGGCCCGCGCGCUGCCCGACGUCGCCUCCGGCUAGGAUGGCCCCUCCGGGCCCGGCCGGCGCCCACCCCACCUCGGCCGAGCCUCUGUCCCGCAGCAUCUUCCGGAAGUUCUUGCUGAUGCUCUGCUCCCUGCUCACAUCCCUUUACGUUUUCUACUGCCUGGCCGAGCGCUGCCAGACCCUGUCGGGCCCCGUCGUGGGGCUGUCCGGCGGCGGCGAGGAGGCGGGGACCCCGGGUCGGGGCGUCCUGGCCGGAGGCCCGAGGGAGCUGGCGGUGUGGCCCGCGGCGGCGCAGAGAAAGCGCCUCCUGCAGCUGCAGCAGUGGCGGAGGCGCCGGCCGCCCGCGCCCCGCGGCGACGGCGAGGAGGCCGCCUGGGAAGAGACCCCCGGCCUGGCCGGGGGUCCCGGCGGCUCCGGGGCCGGGAGCAGCGUGGCCGAGGCCCCGCCGGGGACCCUGGCCCUGCUGCUGGACGAAGGCAGCAAGCAGCUGCCGCAGGCCAUCAUCAUCGGCGUGAAGAAGGGCGGCACGCGGGCGCUGCUGGAGUUCCUGCGCGUGCACCCCGACGUGCGCGCCGUGGGCGCCGAGCCCCACUUCUUCGACCGCAGCUACCACAAGGGCCUCACCUGGUACCGGGACCUGAUGCCGAGAACCCUGGACGGGCAGAUCACCAUGGAGAAGACGCCCAGCUACUUCGUGACCCGGGAAGCGCCCGCGCGCAUCUCGGCCAUGUCCAGGGACACCAAGCUCAUCGUGGUGGUGCGGGACCCGGUGACCAGAGCCAUCUCGGACUACACGCAGACGCUCUCCAAGCGGCCCGACAUCCCCACCUUCGAGAGCCUGACGUUCAGAAACAGAACCGCGGGCCUCGUGGACACGUCGUGGAGCGCCAUCCAGAUCGGCAUCUACGCCAAGCACCUGGAGCGCUGGCUGCGCCACUUCCCGCUCGGCCAGAUGCUCUUCGUGAGCGGCGAGCGGCUCAUCAGCGACCCGGCCGGCGAGCUGGGCCGCGUGCAGGACUUCCUGGGCCUCAAGAGGAUCAUCACGGACAAGCACUUCUACUUCAACAAGACCAAGGGCUUCCCCUGCCUGAAGAAGGCCGAGGGCAGCAGCAGACCCCACUGCCUGGGCAAGACCAAGGGCCGGACCCACCCCGAGAUCGACCGCGAGGUGGUGCAGCGGCUGCGCGACUUCUACCGGCCCUUCAACUUGAAGUUCUACCAGAUGACCGGGCACGACUUUGGCUGGGAUGGAUGACAAUAUAAUUUAAAAAGAAAAAAAAAAUAUCAAAAUAUAAUAUAUUUUUUUACCAAUCGGUAGAGAAAAGGCAGUUUAAUAUUUGUGCUGAAAAUAUUUGUUUCAGUAUUUUUUUCAAUGAAUGUUGAGAUUGUCCUCACCUCCACCCUUAUCUUCAUGUAUAACCUACACCAAACAUUUGGAUCAACAAAAAAGGAAAACUUCACUCACCUAAAUGCUUGCCAUUUUCGGUUUUUAUUUUCUGUUUUAUGUAUGCAAUCAUGAAGUGUGCACAGCAGUUGCCAUUAAAACUUUUAAGAAAAUCCUGAGGGUAAAUCUCUCUCUCUCUUUUUUUUUUUGAACAAGGUCCAGAUAAAAUUGAUAUUUAUCCUUAUGUUUUUCUCCCUUUAACUUUUUUCCUGUGUCACUUUUUAAAAAAACAUUUCCCAAUUAAUAAUAUUACAUUAGUGGUUUGCACACCACCUCACAGUUGUCACCGUGCUUUCAAAUAAAACGUCUUUUCUGAUCCUUAUACUACUAUGUGGUAUCAGAACUUGGUACCUAGAGAUUAUUAUCCCCAUUUUACAGAUAAGGAAACUGAGUCUCAGGGAGACUUAUCUUAAGGCCAGAUGGCAGACCCUGGACAAAACCCUGCUUGUUCCUUGUUUUACGCCACUUUUUACAGGGAGAAUGGGGAAUAAGACAUCUGUACUGCUAGAAAUGAUUAGCUAGUUUGGGGAUGAUCUGAGAUGGGGCAGAGGGUUUCCUGUUGCUUUCUAAGUUCCAGGCAGCCUUCUGGACUCAGUCACAUCACACAGCUGUGCUCAAGGAAACCACUCAGAUCUGGACACGUCUUUUAAGAGCCAAUCUUGGCUUUUAAAGUACCCUGAGAUAGGGAAAUGAGCUUGACUGAAGUUGACAGAAAUCACUGGAUUCUCGUAUUGAGACCGAGAUGGACAGCCACACCAGGAUCAGGGCGAGAUGUGGUAGGAGCACAACUUCCCUAUUUGUUGUUUUGACCGUCAUUUUUUUUUUUUUUAAAAAAGGAAAAAUCCGGGUCUGCCCCAUGGCGCAGCGGUUAAGUGCCUGCGCUCUCCGCUGCGGCAGCCCGGGGUUCACAGGUUCGCAUCCCGUGCACACACUGACGCACCGCUUGUCAAGCCAUGCUGUGGCGGAGUCCCAUAUAAAGUAGAGGAAGAUGGGCACGGAUGUUAGCCCAGGGCCAGUCUUCCUCAGCAAAAAGAGGAGGAUAGGCAUCGGAUGUUAGCUCAGGGCUGAUCUUCGUCACACACACACACACACACACACACACACACACACAAAAGAAAAAUCCACUUCAGUCAGAGCUUACAA
This is a messenger RNA of Diceros bicornis minor, 3456 nucleotides long. It is a transcript of the gene HS3ST3A1, whose product is annotated as heparan sulfate-glucosamine 3-sulfotransferase 3A1. The transcript has 2 exons. The coding region runs from base 907 to 2124 and encodes 405 amino acids. The record is from RefSeq and is a predicted model, not a curated record. Lineage: Eukaryota; Metazoa; Chordata; Mammalia; Perissodactyla; Rhinocerotidae. Gene Ontology annotation, molecular function: [heparan sulfate]-glucosamine 3-sulfotransferase activity.